Melanaphis sacchari is the source of this 1633-nucleotide messenger RNA. RefSeq names its product transmembrane protein 120 homolog. The record is from RefSeq and is a predicted model, not a curated record. Gene Ontology annotation, cellular component: membrane. Lineage: Eukaryota; Metazoa; Arthropoda; Insecta; Hemiptera; Aphididae. The coding region runs from base 485 to 1549 and encodes 354 amino acids. The transcript has 7 exons.
UAUCAGUUAUCAGCCACCGACGACGACGUUCGAGAAAUAAGAUUAGAGCUUUGAGCUUUUUUUAAUUUUUCCGCUCUCAAAUCUCGAUUCCACAUUCACUGUUACAUUUCCACUGUUUUCAUCGUCGUGUUCCUGCUUUUCCUUAGGUCGACCAUUAGUCAUUUUUGGUCCGACGAUAACUCGUCGCAUCAUUAUUAUUACUCGGAACAAGUCCAGUGACCAGCCACAUCCGUCGAGCACGUGCGCUGUUUACGUGAGAUAAACCUACGGCCGAGACCAAACGAUGACGCGGUCGGUCCACUGAAAAAUGCCACCGCUAUGCGAUCGCAUCAAUAACGAGCGUCAUCCUCCUCGAUCGAGCCGUGAACUCCGCCGCCGCUGUUGAGUGUAGCAAUAGACGCAUUUUAACCUUGGAUUGUUGUUGCGUCGUAAUCUUUGAUCCGCCCCGACUCGCGACGACGGCGAAAUUACAAUACGCACUGCGAUGGAGUGCGCCAACCUAGACGAGUGCGUCGAAAACUGGGAGUCGAUAGCCGGUGACUACAAGACUCUUGAGAAUGUCAAUAAAGAAUAUUUAGCCAAGGUAGAAGAAGUUAGUGAUCUUCAAGGUCAGUGUAUGAAACAAGUCAGUCACCAAAAAUAUCGAUUAAAUUUUAUUGCCAAAUCCCUAAAAAAUUUUGAAAAAGAUGAACGUCAAGAUAUCAUACAACGACUUUGGAAAGAUAUUAACCACCGUCGCCAACAACUGUCAGAUAUUGAACAAUCUCUACCCAAGCCUAACGGAUCAUAUUUGAAAAUUAUUCUGGGAAAUGUAAAUGUGUCAAUUUUGAAUAAAGAAGACAAGUUUCGUUAUAAAGAUGAAUAUGAAAAAUUCAAAUUGGUUCUUAGCAUUAUUGGUUUUUUUUUAUCUCUAUUGAAUUUGGUGACCAAGAAGCGUGCACUCGAAUUAACCUUUUUGUUUCUCUUGGUGUGGUAUUAUUGUACAUUGACAAUACGUGAAAGUAUAUUGAAAGUAAAUGGGUCAAAAAUCAAAGGAUGGUGGCGGAUUCAUCAUUUUAUAUCUACUGUGGCUUCAGCCGUAUUACUUGUUUGGCCAAAUUCUGAAACGUGGUACAUAUUCAGACCACAAUUCAUGAUUUUUAAUGUACUUAUUAGUGUAGUUCAAUCAUUCCAAUUUGUAUACCAGCAAGGAGUUCUGUAUAGACUAAAAGCACUAGGCGAACGUCAUAACAUGGAUAUUACCAUUGAAGGCUUUCAUUCUUGGAUGUGGCGUGGUCUUAGUUUUUUACUGCCAUUCUUAUAUCUAGGAUACAUUUUUCAACUGUACAACGCAUAUACAUUAUAUAAGUUGUGUUAUCAUCCACAUGCCACUUGGCAGGUUCCUGUUUUGUCAGGAUGUUUUUUUAUAUUGUUCUUGGGAAAUACGGUUACUACUUCAAUGGUCAUUCCAGAAAAACUAAAAGAAGUAAAAAUAAGACGAAUUAUUAAGACAUAUACUAGAAAAAUGUCUGGCAAUCGACUUGGAGCUGACCCCAAAAAAAGUGACUGAAAAAUUAAGUAAGAAAAAUAAUUUAAAUUAAUGUUUUUUUAGUCCUUUUUUUUAAAUAGUCGUGUUAUUAUUUUAUUAUUAUUA